GUGUUGGGUCUCACCUCCCCUUUUUCAGGCUCUGAAAUAAUUUCUCCUGGGAGACAUGUGUAUCCUUUCACCUUCCAGAUUCCAGCCAAGUAAGUGUUCCAUCCAUCACAUAUUUGUGGGUUUAUAUUUUUCAUUGGAGGAAACAAUAAUCACAGAUGUUGUUAUGUAAAAAAGGCCUUCUAGUGGUUUCCACAGAUAGAUGAUAAUGAGUUUUCUUUUUUUCACAUUUCCUCUCAGAGAAAUGCCUUCAUCUUACAUGGGGAAAUGGGGCAAAAUCACCUACUAUUUGAAGGCCAAGUUGAUCAGGACGCUUUGGUUGAUAGACAGAGCCAAGACAGAGUUCACGUAUCUGUCAAAGACGAAUAUGAUAAUUCCUGGACUGAGGGAGCCCCAGCAUGGUUCCAAGAUUCUAUAUUUUGCCUCUGGAGAUAUCUCUUUGGACAUUCAUAUUGAGACAAUGGGGUAUCUAUCAGGUGAAGCAAUAAAAAUCCUUGUUGAGAUACACAACAACUCUACAUGCACAGUAACCCCCAACUUCUACCUAUAUGAAGAGCAAAGCUUCUUCGCCAAGCAUAAAAGGAACAUCUACACCAAUGACAUCAUUAAAGAGAGAGGAGAUCCUGUUACGGCUUCUACAAGACAGACUGUGACCAAAGUGCUGACUAUCCCUCCACAACUCCCUGUCUCCCUCCUAGACUGCUCCAUACUGAAGUUAGAGUACAGACUGAAGGUCACUCUUGACGUCCCAACGGCCAAAGACCCAGAGGUUAAACUUCCCCUGGUUAUCCUCCUGGAUAAAUCAAUAGCAGCUGAGGAACGGCAGCAGGAAUACAGCUGGUCUAAAUGA
Molecule: messenger RNA, 847 nt
Organism: Oncorhynchus kisutch (coho salmon)
Lineage: Eukaryota; Metazoa; Chordata; Actinopteri; Salmoniformes; Salmonidae
Product: arrestin domain-containing protein 3-like
Exons: 4
Coding region: 200-847 (215 amino acids)
Biological process (GO): protein transport
Cellular component (GO): plasma membrane; cytoplasm
Source: RefSeq, a predicted model, not a curated record